Molecule: messenger RNA, 822 nt
Organism: Umbelopsis ramanniana AG
Lineage: Eukaryota; Fungi; Mucoromycota; Umbelopsidomycetes; Umbelopsidales; Umbelopsidaceae
Exons: 6
Coding region: 106-729 (207 amino acids)
Molecular function (GO): protein binding
Source: RefSeq, a predicted model, not a curated record
GACACAAGGCCAUUUUGUGCUUCGACACCACUCCUCCUGUUUUCAAACUUUUUUUCUAACUCAGCCCCACAAUUCUCUCAAGUUGAACACAUUUCGACAUUCACCAUGAAUGCUAAUCUAGUUCGCCAGCUACAAGAUAGCGUGCUCGCAGCAUGGUUUGAAGGAUGGGUACCUGGCCAGGCAGUAUCUGGUAACUUGAUGAAGAAAUGGUUUGGGAAGGACGAGGCAUUUGACAAUCGGCUACGUGAGGACUUUGGAAAACCCAUACAAGAUAUUUUGAAUACUGGAAAUCUCAUUUCGGAUUUCACAAAAACUCCAAACGGAACUCUAUCGCUUGUUCUGAUGCUAGACCAAUUUUCAAGAAAUAUAUAUCGCGAUUCUCCAAUUCCUUUCAUCCUAGCAGACCCGCAAGCGAGGAUUGUCGCUAGACACGCGUUUGAAAAUGGUUAUGAGGAUAAGCUGCAUCCCGUCCACCGAGCAUGGCUUUAUAUGCCAUUAGAGCAUUCGGAAGAUAAGGUAGACCAAGCACUCUCUGUGAUGAAAUUCCAGCAACUGGCUGAAGAAAGCAAUGACACGUACAAGGAAUUGUUCGAAUCGUUUUCCAAGUAUGCUCAGGAUCAUAAAGCCGUCAUUGACAGAUUCGGAAGAUAUCCCCAUCGUAAUAAGGUCGUUGAUAGAAAAAGUACACCUGAGGAAGAAGAGUUUAUGAAAGACCACAACGGCUGGUGAUAAUAUUGUCAUCUCUCGUUAUUGGCGCUAUAUUCUGUCAUUUAACAUUUUGCCCUACGGCAAAAUAAACUUUCCAGUGUGGACAUUGGAAUG